UUCAGACUGGUUAACGAGUUGUGCGUUUAAAAUUGUUUGCUUCGCGAGUGUGUCUACAUUAACAUUUUUCAUAUGUUGGCAAAAUAAAUUCCAAUAAAUUUUUUUGAGCCAAUCUUCUAUCGUCUUAAUUAGUUGGGAUUCAGUGCUUCGUGAAAGUGCACCCAAAUAUUUAUAUAAAUUUUGGGAUUUUUGUUUUUUUUGUUUUGUUUUUGUUUUAAAUAUUGAAUCGGAAAAAAUAAAUCUUUUCUCGGUUUACCAUAUAUAUGUUCUGUGUUCAUAUUUAAAUAUUAAGCCACUCGAGCUGCAUUAUACAUUGUCAACUGUAAGUAGUUGAUUCAAGCAUCUGCAACGAUGAACUACAUCAUUGCAGCGGUUCUUGCUAUAUUCUCGACGGUACUCAUUGGUAUAUCCGGAUAUUCGGCUACAGCUGGAAAGUACGAUGCGUAUUUUGCGCAACCGAAAGAAGUGAACAAUGACAGUGGCUACAUGAAGAAUUUUUUCGGCAUUUUCGGGAACACUAAUCGAGCUCCAGCACACGAUACACCGCCAAGCCCGUGCAAUUGCAGUUGUGGUGAACGAAACGAUGCAACUCGAAUUGUUGGAGGUCAGGCAGCUGGUAUCAAUGAGUUUCCAUGGAUGGCCCGUUUAAGCUAUUUCAAUCGAUUCUAUUGUGGUGGUAUGCUCAUCAAUGAUCGAUAUGUCGUAACAGCUGCCCAUUGCGUCAAAGGCUUCAUGUGGUUUAUGAUAAAAGUCACAUUCGGCGAACAUGACAGAUGCAAUGAUUCAUCUCGACCGGAAACGCGAUUUGUCCUGCGAGCAAUAGCUCAACAGUUUAGUUUCACUAACUUUGACAAUGACAUUGCGAUGUUACGAUUGAACGACAGAGUGCCCAUUACGGAUUUUAUACGGCCAAUUUGUUUACCUGAAAAUUCAGACAAUCUGUAUUUAAACAUAAAUGCUGUUGCAACCGGUUGGGGUACACUAAAAGAGGAUGGGAAACCAUCAUGCAUACUACAAGAAGUUGAAGUACCCGUACUUUCAAAUGAUCUCUGCGUCAAAGACACCAACUACACCGAUAAAAUGAUCACCGAAAAUAUGUUGUGCGCAGGCUAUCCAGGGGUCGGAAAAAAAGAUUCGUGCCAGGGGGACUCAGGUGGACCACUUAUUGCACAAAGGCUGGACAAACGAUAUGAAUUGAUUGGUGUUGUUUCGUGGGGUAAUGGCUGUGCACGACCUUCAUAUCCUGGAGUCUAUACUAGAGUAACGCGAUAUUUAGACUGGAUUAAAGAGAAUUCCAAAGACGGAUGUUUCUGUAAAGAUUAACACAGAUUGUUUGUUUAACUUAUAGACAUUUUGUAAGUGAAAGAAAUUAAUUUAGAAAUAAAUUUCAAUCGAAAAUUGAUAACAGUGGAAAA
Messenger RNA from Bradysia coprophila, 1415 nucleotides. Its product is annotated as trypsin-1-like. Lineage: Eukaryota; Metazoa; Arthropoda; Insecta; Diptera; Sciaridae. The record is from RefSeq and is a predicted model, not a curated record. Gene Ontology annotation, molecular function: serine-type endopeptidase activity. Gene Ontology annotation, biological process: proteolysis.